GACACGUCCCGCCGAAUGCCAUCCUAACAAUACCCCGUUUGUUGCAUUCGUUAAAAGCUGUCCCUUUCCCCAUCACCGUCAUCCGUCGCCGGCCCUCCCCGUCCUCCACCCAAAGUUUGUAUCAAGGUCAUGGAUCCCGUAAGAGGACAUGGUGGCAUUCAUAUGCUGCUAGCUGCUGAGCAAGAGGCCCAGCAGAUUGUCUCUAGCGCCAGAAACUUGAAGACUGGAAGGUUGAAACAGGCAAAGGAUGAAGCUGAGAGGGAAGCUGCUGCCUAUCGUACCUCUUUAGAGGAGGAUUACCAAAGAAAAGUUUCUGAGAGCACUGGUAGUUCUGGAUGGAAUGUGAAAAGGCUUGAGAAGGAAACAGAGACUAAGAUCCAGAACUUGAAGAAUGCUUCAUCAGCUAUCCAUGCAGAUGUAAUCAACAUGCUGUUGAAGCAUGUCACAACAGUUCAAACCUAACAAGUGACAUGAUGGAAUUGCUGACAUGCUAUAGCCUUUCCUGGGCACUUUGUCUUUAAUAAUGUGAUUCGUGAUACAAGAUUUCGUUGUAAUAAGCACCACCUCAGAAACAUUGUAUAUGUUCUGAUUGCUUGGUUGCUGUUUGGGGAUGGAUGAACUCAAAUCAUCUGUGGUCUUCUUUCUUGUGACAACAUUGCUUUCGCAAUUUA
Messenger RNA from Musa acuminata AAA Group (dessert banana), 671 nucleotides. RefSeq names its product V-type proton ATPase subunit G1-like. Gene Ontology annotation, molecular function: proton-transporting ATPase activity, rotational mechanism. Gene Ontology annotation, biological process: proton transmembrane transport. The coding region runs from base 130 to 462 and encodes 110 amino acids. Gene Ontology annotation, cellular component: vacuolar proton-transporting V-type ATPase complex. The transcript is spliced from 5 exons. Lineage: Eukaryota; Viridiplantae; Streptophyta; Magnoliopsida; Zingiberales; Musaceae. The record is from RefSeq and is a predicted model, not a curated record.